CGCCAUUUUGAAAACGUACUAUUUGCGUUUUUCUUGUUGUUCACGUUGUGUGGACGCUGUACUGGCUUCUGAAGAAUUAUCGUCUUGAUUAUACGGAUACUUAAAGCACGUUAAUGACAACAGCUACCAAAAUAUUAUUUUGUUAAUUAUAUUAUUUGUCUUCAGUAAAACAACGACGAAUUCAACGAUUCAACAUCAGAGACAAUUGUUAAGAGCUGAAAUGAUCACCAGGAGAAGGGGCCGCAAUAACAUGGAUGUGCGUUCUCCACGCUCCUCUCUUGAAGUCGAAGUCCUGAAUGUGAGUGACAUGACUGAAGAUGUGAAGACGAGCCCUCUGGAUGACUUGCCAACAGAUCACGUGGACACUUCAGAAUUGGAGUUGGAUGACCUGUUCGGAAUUGAUGAGUUAAGUUGGACUUUUGAAGGGGAUUCCGUGUCCCCUCUCUUCGACAUUGGCCUGGCCGAACUCGGUGUGGGCGACUCGGUAAACGGAGAUUCUGGGAUCGGAGGAUCGAUGAGCCCUUCGCCGGAGCGAGGACGAGGAUCGCAGAAAAGGAAGCACAGAGAAGAUCCGACGUCCAUGACGAGCAAGAACGCCAUCGCUGCCCGAAUAAAUCGCCUCAAAAAGAAAGAGUACGUCACUGGACUGGAGAAGACCGUCGGCAAUCUGUCGACGGAAAACCGCACGCUCAAACAAGAGAACGGACAGUUGAAUAAGAGGGUGGAAGAAUUGGAGGAUGAGACCAGGUACUUGAGAGCCGUGUUGGCGAAUGAGAGCAUGUUGGCCCAGCUGUUGUCCCGGCUCAGCGGUGUGAAUGGCAUGAAAUUAUCUUCCUCGCUUUUCCAGGGAUCGAAAGACAAUGACCACGACUAUGCGUUGCCCAGGAAACGCGUGAAGGUGGAAGAGAAAGAAACUUCCGGGGGCGUUUGCCUGCACGUGGACAAGGACCAUGUCUCAGUGGAGUUCUGCACUAAGUGUGCAGAGAGUGCAAGUGCAUCACUCAAAAUGUAGGGUCAAGUACUUAAUCGUUUUCAGAUCUUUGAGACUGAACUUGAUAAACUGCAGAGUAAUGAACUUGAAGGGAAAUUGCUGAACACUGCAGCAAUGUAAUUGAGGGUGUUACUUAGGUGUAUGUGUAACCAAAAAAUCUCUUGAAAGCACUGCUUUUAGGACGUGUUACUGCUAAACCCUGUCGCCAGUUUUUUCUAGGUGGUGGUUGCUCUACUAUGCGGGAUGAGAAGGUUCCAGAACACCCAUGUCUGCUUGGCUCCAUGUGGAUUCGGCUGUUGGGGAAGGUGGAAGAGGCCGGACCUGCUGCUGCCAACUUGGCCUGGUAUUUUUUUAAAGCAAGCUUUUUCUGCAGACAUGUCCUUACUUUUCCUCAACAAAAGGGUCAAAUUGGUAGUAUAAAAGGCAAACCCCAACUUCAAUGGAGUGGACAGCUCAACGCAUACCCUAUGUGCAUAAUGACCCAGACCGAUGACAAUGUGAAACUCCAUAUAAGGUCAUGUGGCCAAACAAAACGAACAUUCUUUUUCAAAUGACAUAUUAAAUCGUUAGUGAGAAAGAAAUUAUCUAUUGGUUAAACCUGAACAUACGUGGUUAACCCAGUGUAUAGUUAAGACCUGGGUACACCAGGAAUUGAAUAGUAUUUUAUAUUCUCUUCAUUUCACUUUGAGCUUGAAUGCUAUGUAACAAGGCAUCAUUUGUAUUUAAAUGUGCUGUUCCUGUAAUGCUGAGGAUGGGUAGCCCUCUAAACUCCUGGGUCUUUAGAAGGAGAGGUACAAUCAGGAAUGGUCCUGGUUAAUAAUUUUUACGUGGUUGAACAUGUUUAAUGAGAAAAGAGGCUUACAACCCCAUCUACCGCGAAACAUUGAUGAAGCCAAAUUUUAAGAACAUUCCGAUUGUUUGCACUGUCAGAAGUGUGUGGCUUGCAAUCGAAUGUAAUUUAGUUAUUUAUUGUGUUCUACAAGUAACCAUGACCAAAUACUAAGGCCAUUGGAAUGGGUCUGCAAUUAGAUUCUUAGUCAUCUUUGUGGUGGGUAUUCUUAGUGAACUGUGUAAAACAGUUAAGGAAUAAGGGAUUGAAACUCUUUUGUUCGAGUUGUUUCUGCAGCCUAUUAUGGUGCUUUUAAUGACCUAAUCUAGUUGAUGUAUAGAAUAUAGCAUUGUUAGUCAUUGUGUUCUGGAUGUCAUUAUGCACAAAGGGUCUGUGGAGUUUUGGCAUGCACUCCAAAUGUUCUUCAAGUGGUCAAUAAUUCUUGCUACCACAAAGCAAUGGUAAAUGGUUUAGUCUUCAUCUGGUCAUUAGAACCAGGCCAAAUAAUCAGUUUUCUCAAAGCACACUAAUUUAUUUCACUCUUAGAUAUAAAGUGCAAGAAAUGCAUCCCUUGUCAGUGCAGCAACACCCAUGUCUGUAUACAUAUCUUGGCAAUUAUGAACCACUGUUUCCUGUCUUUAAUCUUCUUGAGUUAACUUUAGAAGGUCAAACGUAGGAAAGUUAAAACAUGGUACACCAAAAACAUGAACUUGCGCAUGUGAUGGAUAGGUCAAAUAGAAGUCUGGUGGUUGAAUAUAAAGCAGAUUUUACUUAAUUUACAUGACUGGUCAUCGCACCAGGAAGACAGCAGGUACUUUGUCACGAGACAGAUUUG
Osmerus eperlanus (European smelt) is the source of this 2655-nucleotide messenger RNA. RefSeq names its product CREB/ATF bZIP transcription factor (gene crebzf). Gene Ontology annotation, cellular component: nucleus. NCBI's taxonomy places the organism in Eukaryota, Metazoa, Chordata, Actinopteri, Osmeriformes, Osmeridae. Gene Ontology annotation, biological process: regulation of DNA-templated transcription. The record is from RefSeq and is a predicted model, not a curated record. The coding region runs from base 221 to 1012 and encodes 263 amino acids. The transcript is spliced from 4 exons. Gene Ontology annotation, molecular function: DNA-binding transcription factor activity, RNA polymerase II-specific; RNA polymerase II transcription regulatory region sequence-specific DNA binding.